Messenger RNA from Neoarthrinium moseri, 1713 nucleotides. RefSeq lists its product as uncharacterized. Gene Ontology annotation, biological process: protein dephosphorylation. Bases 1 to 1713 code for a protein of 570 amino acids. Lineage: Eukaryota; Fungi; Ascomycota; Sordariomycetes; Amphisphaeriales; Apiosporaceae. The transcript is spliced from 3 exons. Gene Ontology annotation, cellular component: protein phosphatase 4 complex; nucleus; cytoplasm. Gene Ontology annotation, molecular function: protein phosphatase regulator activity. The record is from RefSeq and is a predicted model, not a curated record.
AUGAUGGACAUCGACGAUGAUGACAUCCUGCGCAGCGUCGCUGCUGGCGGCUCUAUGGACUACUCCGUCUGGCCAGCCCUGCUCGCCAGUCUUGUCUCCCGGAUAGAGAAUAUCGCGCACAAUGAGUUCCCUAUACCGAACCUGCCGCCGCCGCCGCCCACCGUCAUCCCCUCCUCCAUCCCGCACCCCGCGCCCUCCGACUCGGAAGACACAGAGAACUUCCUGCCGCCCCUUCCAUCUUCGCCCACGAAUCCUCCCAGCACCACGUCGUCGCAGGACACCAACAAGGAGAACGCCCCCGUCGCGCCCCGGUCCGCGCCUCCGCCCACCUCGGUGCCUGCGCCGGGCCCGGAGCCCCUGGCCCCCGGCACCCUGCCGCAACAGAUCGCGGCCAUGCUCGCCGAGAUCACCACCACCCUCACAUCCACCUUCCCCAAGUAUCCGCCUCAUACGGUACAGCGCCUCGCCGAGCUGGUCCUUGCGCCCAAGCACCACUACAAGUCGCUGCCCAGCUAUCUCCACGCCCUGGACCGUGUUGUCCACGUCACCUCGGGCCUGAAUAUCUAUCCUCUCCCUCCCGCAGUCCCCGAAGUCCCCACCGGCGGCGUGCUCUCGAAUGGUGUCUCGGACACGAACGGGCCCAACCCAUUCGCCACCCCUGGGAGCGACGAAGCUCUGGGCGGCGCCCUACUUACCCCCAUCCCCUGGCUUCAGAACAGUGCGGCGGUACAAGCCCUGUCGCCGCAGCCCCAGCAGCAAGCCCCCCAACCGCAACCGCAACCCCAAGCAUCCGCCGAAGGCGAGACGGCUUCAGGCCGCACAAACGGCAAUGGCCACGACCCUGCCGACUCUCCGGAGCUACGGACGGAAAGCACGGAAACUAUCGACGGGCCCAAUGGCAUGGGGCACAUUGAGACCGUGACGGUGACGGUGAAUGGCAUAUCAUCGAUGGGUACUCGCGGUGUUGGCGUGACGCAGGGUGAGUUGCUGCGCCAGGAGCAGCGUGCUGGCGUUGUGCCUGUCUCUCAGCUGGCAAGCCACCACGCCCACCACCAUCCCCAGCAACAGCUCCGCGCUGCCCCAUCUGCUUCUGCUGGUCCUGCUGCCGGCGGUGCCGCCGCUCCUAUUGCACCCGGUACUGGACAGAGCGAAGGAGCCCCUGCUUCUUCUGAUGCUACUGCUUCUACUUCCAGUAUCGCCGCUGCCGAGCAAGCCGUGGAGAGCGGCGAGGUUGUGGGCACUGUCGCGGGCGCUGAUGAGGACGAGAAGCCACAUGCACGAGGGCCGGAGGAGAUCGGCCCCGAGGACAUGGGACCGCAGCGCGAAGGCAGCUCUGCGACCAGCUAUGUUGGCGGGCCCGGCGUGGAGAUGCAGGGCAUCGACGUGGAGGCAGCCGUGGGACGCAAGGCCACCGAGUCCCAUCACACCUCCCCCGAGCCGAAGCCUUCCUCUGGCGCCGAGGAGACCAAGGAGGACGCCAUGGAUGGCAUCGAGAAGGCGGCCACGACGAGGGUCAGGUCUUCGACGCCCAAGCGCGAGGCUGAGGACGAGCUCGAAGGCGUGACCAAGAAGCUAAAAGAGGAUGCAGGCUCUACCGACGUCCCUGUCGACGCCCCUUCGUCGGAGGAGCCCAAGGAGAAGGGAGAGGUUCCGGCCCAGACCACGGCAGCUGAUGCUGAAGGCCCAGACGAGAAGAAGCCCGACGAUGACUAG